AUGGGCAACGAACCCAGCAAGCCGAGCCGGCAGUCCCGGUCGGCGCUGCCCUCGACCGAUGCGCCGAGCAGCCCACACGCGAUCGCCGCCAGCUCGGAGCCGCUCACGGCACUGGCUUCGGACCAGUUCACCGCGCUACCGCAAGUGACGCAAGCUCUGCGAAGCUGCGGCCUCGAGCACUGCAAUCUGAUCAUUGGCAUCGACUGCACGAAAUCCAACGAGUGGAGUGGCAAGCGGACGUUUGGGGGCCGCUGUCUGCACGAGAUCGACGACCCGAGCGUCCAGAACCCGUACGAAGACGUGAUUGAGACGAUCGGCAAGACGCUGCGGGACUUUGACAAAGACAAUCUGAUUCCAGUCUACGGCUUUGGCGACGAGUUGACGUGCGACCGUGCGGUGUUCACGUUCGCUCAAAGCGACGACCAAGUUGGAUUUCCGCUCGAAGGUCUUCGCUCGCGGUACCGAGAAGUGGUGCGGGACGUCGUCAUGGCGGGCCCGACCUCCUUUGCUCCCAUUAUCAACGAGGCCGUGAACAUUGUCAAUCGCACGGGAAAGUAUCACAUACUCGUUAUUAUUGCCGACGGACAAGUGACGCGGUCAGUGGACAUUCCGGCCCAUGCAGUGAGCAAAACCGAGAAGGAAACGAUCGAUGCGAUUGCUUGUGCGAGCAAUUUCCCCCUGAGCAUUGUCAUGGUGGGCGUGGGCGACGGGCCAUGGGAGUCUAUGAUUUACUUUGACAAUUACCUGCAGCACAGGAAGUUUGACAACUUCCAGUUCGUAGAGUACCACAAGAUCACGUCGCAAUUCAGUGACCCGCAGAUUAAAGAAGCACAGUUUGCCUUGCAGGCGCUGAUGGAGAUACCCGAUCAAUAUCGCACGAUCAAGGAGAUGAAGUACCUGGAUCGCGGACCCAAUCGAGAAGAUACCAAACUUCCAUCUGUCGACGUUUUCCCGCCGCCUCAACGGACGCAGGAUGUCUAUGGAAGCCACCACGACGGCAUUCACCGGUCGACUUUGCAGCAGACGCGUAGUGCAUAUCCUGCAGUGACGUCAGGGCGAUACGGGCAAGCAAGAUCGCCGACAGCGCCGCUCUUCCGCUCGGCAGACGGUGCGCACAGUGGACUGGCGCACCCGGCGCUACAGUCUCGCACGUCACGUGCUGAGGAAGAGCUCGCGCGGUUGCAAGAUGCGUUGCUGUGUCCCAUCUGCGAGGAGAGAAGGAAGGACACGAUAUUCCAAUGUGGACAUGAAACGUGCCAGGACUGCGGCAAGCUAAUCUCGCUCUGCCCUCUCUGUCGACAAGUGAUCGAAGUGCGUAUAAAGCGGUUUGUCUAG
Hyaloperonospora brassicae is the source of this 1335-nucleotide messenger RNA. The record is from the annotation of a GenBank genome assembly. Lineage: Eukaryota; Oomycota; Peronosporomycetes; Peronosporales; Peronosporaceae.